Alosa sapidissima (American shad) is the source of this 3334-nucleotide messenger RNA. RefSeq names its product component of oligomeric golgi complex 4 (gene cog4). Bases 1 to 2319 code for a protein of 772 amino acids. The record is from RefSeq and is a predicted model, not a curated record. The transcript has a single exon. NCBI's taxonomy places the organism in Eukaryota, Metazoa, Chordata, Actinopteri, Clupeiformes, Clupeidae.
AUGGCGGAUUUAGGAGUCGUUUGUAAACAGACGAAUGUGUCUGCUCUCCAAGAUGAAACAAUUGCAGAUUUGACGGAGCUCGAGGAUCUGGAAAAGGUGUAUUUAAAUCUUUGUAAUGAAGAGAAACAGGUCCAAGCAUAUCUACAGGUACUGGGAGAACAGCAAGGAACCAUUGAAAACAAGAUGCAGUUGCUUCAGAGGAUGAGACCAAAACUGCAGCUGAUUGAAGGAGAUGCCUCUCAACUUGGUGGAAUGAUCAACUUUACCUGUAGUCUGGCUGAAAAUGUUAGCAGCAAAGUCAGACAACUGGACCUCACUAAGAAACGAUUGUAUCAGGCUAUACAACGUGCGGAUGAUAUUCUGGACUUGAAGUUCUGCACAGAUGGUGUUCAGACUGCCUUACACAGCCACGACUAUGAGCAAGCAGCUGCCCAUAUCCACCGCUACCUUUCACUUGACCAGUCAGUCAUAGAGCUCAGUCGACAGGGAGGAGAAGGCAGUAGUGUGGAGACGAGCCUUGCGUUGUUGAAGGAUGCAGAAGUGGAGCUCAAAGCUCUGGUGACCAAGCGCCUUGAAGAAGCAGUAGCUGCAGAUGACAUCACUCAGGUGGAGCGCUUCUUCAAGAUCCUUCCUCUGCUACGCCUGCAUGACGAGGGCCUUGCACUAUUUGCUAAUUACCUCAGCAAACAGCUGGCCAGUAAAGCGCAGGACAAUCUGACACUGGCAGUCACAUCGGAUGUAGGAGAAAGGAGAGCACCCAUGAUCUUCGUAGACACUCUGACACUACUGUUGGAAGGAAUUGCCCGUGUUAUUGAGACACAUCAGCCUAUUGUGGAAACAUACUAUGGCCCUGGGCGAUUGCAUACCCUUAUCAGUCACCUUCAAGCAGAGUGUGACAAGCAGGCCCAAAGUAUUGUGGACAAAUUUAUCCAGAAUAGAGACUAUCAAAAUAAGUUUCAGGUGGUACAGACAAGCAUGCUGAAGGGGGUGUCUACAGAUAAAAUCGUGGUCAGGGAAUUAGAUGCUGUCCUAUCCGAAGUAACUCUUAUGAACUCAAGAGCAGAGCUUUACCUGCGUUUCUUAAGGAGACGCAUGACGGCUGAUUUUGAAGUCGCAGAUGCCAACGCCGCUGAUGGUGUCCCUCAGGAGCAUCAGCGGUGUACUGAGCGCCUGUUGAAGGAGUGUGAGUUGAGCUGUCGUAUGCAAGAACUGAUUGGCUGCUACAUACCCAUGGAGGAGUACUACAUGAGGGAAAACGUCAACAAAGCUGUUGACAUGGACACAUGGGAAGUGGGACAGAUGACGUCCAGCAUGGUGGACGACGUUUUUUACAUUGUGAAGAAGUGCAUAGGCCGCGCUCUGAGCAGCCAGUCUUCUGACUGUGUGUGUGCUAUGAUCAACCACGCCACAAGUCUACUGGAGCAGGAGUUCAGAGAGGUGCUUGUGGGCAGGUUGCGGAUGGGUUAUCCCAGUAGCGCGCUCGCAGACCUGCAGAGAGGUGUGAGCAGUGCUGUUAGCCUCAUGCAGAGCAGUCUUCAGCAAGGUAAAUUACACACACACAUCGAGAGCCAGGAACAGGCCAAGAAUGCCUUCCUCAUGACCCUCAACAAUGUGGACGUGUGUAGUGAGAACAUCAGCACCCUGAAGAAGAGCUUGGAGAGUGAUUACGCAAAACUUUUAAGUCAAGGGGCAGCAUCUGAGCAUGCACAGGCCAAGAUUGACAGCUGUUUAAUGGACAUGGUGACUACAUCCAGCAAGUUCAAAGACCUGCUUCAGGAAGGUUUGUUGGAGUUGAAUAACUCGGCCAUCAAGCCUCAGGUAAAGCCGUGGAUCACCAGCUUCCUGUCUUUCUCGCAUAACAUUGAAGAGGAGGAGUUUGGGGAGUACGAGGCCAAUGACCCGUGGGUGCAGCAACUCAUCGUCCAAUUAGAGCAGCUCAUGGCGGAGUUUAACACCUCUCUUUCACCAGCAAUUUUUGACACUCUCACCAGCUUGAUGAUGAAUUUCAUCUCGACGGAAAUGGAGAAGACCGUGUUCAAGUGCACCUUCAGCAGGCUAGGCGGCCUGCAGUUUGAUAAAGAACUGCGCUCUCUCGUUGCAUACCUCUCAUCUGUCACAUCCUGGACCAUCAGAGACAAAUUUGCUCGACUGACACAGAUGGCUACCAUCCUUAAUUUGGAAAGGGUGUCUGAAAUCCUGGAUUAUUGGGGUCCCAACUCUGCUCCACUGACAUGGCGCCUGACCCCCGCUGAGGUGAGGCAGGUGCUGUCCCUCCGCGUGGACUUCCGAAGUGAGGAUAUAAAGAGGCUACGUCUGUAACCGCCUGUCACAAAAAUAGGCAUUGCUACGCUAUGUUGUUGUACAUAGAACCAUUGGUGAACUAUAGAGAGCAGUCUGUGUUUUAGUUUUGCUCCGUUACAAUGUGUUGAUAUUUAUUGUUAAUUUUAGUCAGCAGUUCAGCCAGAAAGGCUGAAGCUUAACGUUGGACUAUUCCUUAUAAAAAAAACAAGGCAGGGGGCAAAGAGUUAAUAUCAAAUCUGUUUUUCCACUUUACAUAAUAUUGUAAAUGUUUGUGAUUCUGGUUCUCUACUCUUGGGAAAUAAAUAUGUAAUUUGCUUGGCUGCUAAUUGCCCAUCUUUUUUCUUUUUUCUGAAUUGCUAAAACACUAAAUGUCAUUGUUUGAACCCAGUGCUCAGUGGCCUGAAGCCAUCUAGUGCAGUGAUCACUAUUUUGACAAUAUCAUAAACAUCAUUGAACAUUCCAGUCUUAUCAAUGUCCCAUUUACAAUAUUUUAUUGUCUCAUUUACUGAACAUUUUGUCUUUUCCAGUACCUUUUCCAAUACUUUAUUUUCACUGAAUGUACAGUAAAUGCUGAAUCCACGGAGUUAGGAAAACGUUUUUAUUUUUGGAUAUGCAAAAUGAAUUUACUGUAUUGUUAUGAGUAAGCACUAUGUUUUCAAUGACAGCUCAGUAGUGUGUUUUUCUUUUCAUUUUGACUGCACAGUUAAAACUGUUUUAAGGCGAUUCCUUGAUUUUGCAAAAAAAUGUCAGAGGUUUUGUGACUGUUGUUUGGGAAUGAGGUUUUGUGUUAACAAUCUUCAGGAAAUGGUAGAAGGUUUAAAAAAUGGUUUCAGCAAUUGUGAAAAAUUCUAAUAUAAAAAACAUUAAAGAACAGUAAACAAUGAGCCUUUCAGUGUGUCUGAAAAGCACUGGGCUUGAUCAGGGUGGGUUAGCUUUACUGUAGAGUUCAUGAGUUACCAUAUGUACCAUGUGUGGUGUGCUAUUUUACAACACAAAUGUAAAAAAUAAAACAAAAUAAUACUGAUUUCUGGGA